Aureococcus anophagefferens is the source of this 1346-nucleotide messenger RNA. RefSeq lists its product as hypothetical. NCBI's taxonomy places the organism in Eukaryota, Pelagophyceae, Pelagomonadales, Pelagomonadaceae. Gene Ontology annotation, biological process: steroid biosynthetic process. The record is from RefSeq and is a predicted model, not a curated record. The transcript has 2 exons. Gene Ontology annotation, molecular function: 3-beta-hydroxy-Delta5-steroid dehydrogenase (NAD+) activity. The coding region runs from base 62 to 1312 and encodes 416 amino acids.
ACCAAAACGUCGCGCCUCUUGCUGCUCGCUGCCGCGACGAGCGCGCUGCUCCGCCCGGACCAUGGUGACGACGCGGUCGAAGAACGGCGUCGCCGGCGGCGCGAGCCCCAUCUCGCCGAACUCGAGCCCGCUGCAGAUCGCGGCGUCGAAGCGGUCCUACCCGCCGGUGCCCAAGACCUGCGUCGUCACGGGCGGCACGGGCUUCGUCGGCCAGCGCCUCGUGGAGAUGCUCGUCGAGCGCGGCGCGGCGAAGGUCAUCUCGCUGGACAUCGUGCCGGCCCCGAAGGACGCGUGGCGCCACCCGAACAUCGAGUGGCGCGUCUGCGACAUCACGGAUGAGGCCAAGGUCGCCGCCGCGCUCGAGGGCGCCGACUGCGUCUGGCACAACGCCGCCGCCGUCGGGCCCUUCCACCCGAAGCCGCUCUACACGCGCGUGAACUACGAGGGCACGCUCAACGUGCUCCGCGCGUGCAAGAAGCACGGCGUGCCCAAGCUCGUCUUCUCGUCGUCGCCGUCGACGCGCUUCACGGGCGCCGACGUCGACGGGCUGCGCGAGGACGAGAUGCCGUCCCUGCCCCUGCCCAGCUACCUCCAGGAGUACGCGGGCACGAAGGCCGCCGCGGAGCUCGAGGUCUCGAAGGCGUGCUGCGACGACCUGCUGACGGUGUCCGUGGCGCCGCACCAGGUCUACGGCCCCCGCGACAACCUCUUCCUGCCGAAUUUGCUGGAGAACGCGGGCAACGGCCGCCUCCGCGUCUUCGGCCCGGGCUACAACCGCAUCUGCUUCACGCACGUCGACAACUACUGCCACGGCCUCAUCAUCGCCGAGCGCGCGCUCGUGCCCAAGUCGCCGGCGCUGGGCAACUUCUACAUCUGCACGGACGGCACGACGCACCCCGGCGGCGAGCAGUACCUCCUCUUCUGGAAGGAGCUCGACCGCGCGGUCGUCGGCAUGGGCUUCUCGUCGCUCUGGGCCAAGUUCCACUACCCGACCUGGUUCCUCACGCCCAUCGCCGCCGUCUGCGAGGUCAUCGGCUGGAUCUUGGGCACGACGCUCAAGCUCAACCUCUUCAACGUCCGCGUGCUGGUCAUGCACCGCUGGUUCGACAUCGCGAACGCGGAGCGCGACCUCAAGUUCAAGCCCAUCAUCGCCUACGAGGAGGGCUGGACGGAGACCAUCGCCUGGUUCCGGGAGCACUGGCUCCCGACCUACGCCAAGUCCGCGUCCCUCUUCGGCAUCGCGAAGCAGUCCCAGGCGAAGAUCGACAUCCAGGAGGCGUCCCGCCAGGCGGACCUGAAGAAGACGAAGUGACUUUCUGUGGGGCGUGGCCGUCUAACUCUUAGUU